AUGUACCACAGUAUUUCGACGAAGACGGUCCAGCAGGGCCCGGAUGGAGAGAUCGAGGAGCCGCUCGCUCCAGAGCUGCCCGUUGCCGUCGCAGCCGGGGGAGAGGUCCAGGCGCGCGCGGAAGAGGUCGCGGCGACCGCCGGCAUGCUCGUCCAGGCCGCGAUGCCGGGUCCAGGAAGCGACGGCGACGGCCCAGGCGGAGGCGAGGCACGGGGGAUCGUCACUCCACGCCCGCUACUGCGUAGUGCAGCACACAGUUACAUGGAGCGAGCACUAUUGCACCGCGAGAAUGGCAGGCCUGCGAGGCUUGUUCCCGCUCGUCUGCUGGCCACUCGUUGGAUCCUCGCGCCGACCGUGCCAGACUGA
This is a messenger RNA of Verruconis gallopava, 366 nucleotides long. RefSeq lists its product as uncharacterized. The record is from RefSeq and is a predicted model, not a curated record. NCBI's taxonomy places the organism in Eukaryota, Fungi, Ascomycota, Dothideomycetes, Venturiales, Sympoventuriaceae. The transcript has a single exon. Bases 1 to 366 code for a protein of 121 amino acids.